GCAGGUCGCGGCUGACGUCGCAGCCCAGAUGGCCUCCCGGCUGACCCCGCUGACCCUCCUGCUGCUGCUGCUGGCUGGGGAUAGAGCCUUCUCAGAUCCUGAUGCUGUCAGCCCCAGUUCCGGAGAUCCAGCUGAUUUGCAAGGGGAAAAUAAUGUGAACAUCUGGGAGCCAGACACCUCCAUGUGGACACCCACUCAGCCCAACGGGGAGACUUCCGCUUUGCCAACAAGCAGCUCAGCCAAUGAACGACCCACCGACGAACCAAGUACCCAGCCCUUCAGCCAACACACCCAACCAACUACCCAGCUGCCCACGGAUUUUCCUACCCAGCCCACUGCUGGGCCCUACUGCCCGGAGCCCGACACUUCCUGCUCCGCUGUGCAGAGACACCAUGCGGCAGCUGUGUUGGGGAAUGCUCUGGUGGACUUCUCCCUGAAGCUCUACCAAGGCUUCUCAGCCCUGAAAAAGGCUGAAACCAACGUGGCCUUCUCCCCGUUCAGCAUUGCCAGCCUCCUCACCCAGGUCCUGCUUGGGGCCGAGGGCAGCACCAAGCAAAACCUAGAGGACAUGCUUUCCUACCCCGAGAAUUUCACCUGUGUCCACCAGGCCCUGAAGGACUUCACUUCCAAAGGCUUCACCUCCAUCUCUCAGAUCUUCCACAGUCCAGACCUGGCCAUAAAGGACAGCUUUGUGAACGCCUCUCACAGCCUGUACGGCAGUACCCCCAGGGUCCUGGGGAAUGACAGCGACGCCAACCUGGAGCUCAUCAACACCUGGGUGGCUGAGAACACCAACCACAAGAUCAGGCAGCUGCUGGACAGCCUGCCCCUGGACACGCGCCUCGUCCUUCUCAAUGCCGUCUACCUGAACGCCAAGUGGAAGAAACCCUUUGAUAAUAAAAGGAAGAUGGAGGCCUUUCACCUCAGAAACUCCGUGAUCAAAGUGCCCAUGCUGACUAGCAGCAAGUAUCCCAUGGCCCAUUUCCCCGACUCCACUUUGAAAGCCAUGGUGGGCCAGCUGCAGCUCUCCCACAACCUCAGCUUUGUGAUCUUCGUGCCCCAGAGCCUGAAACACAGCCUGGAGGAUGUGGAGCGGGCGCUCAGCCCUGCCGUCUUCAGGGCUGUCAUGACGAAGCUGGAGUCGUCCAAGUUUCAGCCGACUUACCUAACAAUGCCAAAGAUCAAAGUGAAAAGCAGCCAGGACAUGCUGUCCAUCUUGGAGAAGCUGGACUUCUUUGACUUCAGCUACGACCUCAACCUGUGCAAGAUGACAGACGACUUGGACCUUCAGGUGUCUACCAUGCAGCACCAGACUGUGCUGGAGCUGACCGAGACGGGCGUGGAGGUGGCUGCCGCCUCGGCCGUCGCUGUGGCCCGCACUCUGCUCACGUUCGAGGUGCAUCAGCCCUUCCUCUUCCUGCUCUGGGACCAGCAGCACAAGUUCCCUGUCUUCAUGGGGCGAGUAUAUGACCCCAGAAACUGACACCUGCAAGGGGCCAGGUGAGGACGAGCCUUCCUGCCUGAGCCGCAGCACUGGAGGUACAGUCCUGCUGCCACCCGUCUGGACCUAGCUUCCCAGGUACCUCCCAUCCCGAGGGCUCCCUCAGCACCUGACAGAGGCACCUGCUCCCAUCAGCCCCUCCUUAUGCCUUUGUCAUGCUCUCCAAACCACUUUUUGCAGCUUUCUCUGGUUCAAGUUGACCAUGCUCGACAAAUAAAAAACUGGCAGACCAUG
Messenger RNA from Ochotona curzoniae (black-lipped pika), 1735 nucleotides. RefSeq names its product serpin family G member 1 (gene SERPING1). The coding region runs from base 29 to 1483 and encodes 484 amino acids. The record is from RefSeq and is a predicted model, not a curated record. Gene Ontology annotation, molecular function: serine-type endopeptidase inhibitor activity. Lineage: Eukaryota; Metazoa; Chordata; Mammalia; Lagomorpha; Ochotonidae. The transcript has 7 exons. Gene Ontology annotation, biological process: negative regulation of endopeptidase activity.